GCGCGGCAAAAGCACCAGCGGAGCAUGCGCAGUAGGGUUUCCUUCGUACCUCCUGGCAGCCCUCAAGAGAGGCGAGGCGGAGGCGAGCGCCGCGCAUGAAUGCUGGUCAUGCGCAGUGGGGCGAACGGAGGGCGCGAUAAAUUGAGAGCGGCCUGGGGCGAUCGGCUGCGCAUGCGCCGUUUGGCGAACGAUAGGGCGACGGUGCUGUCUUGGCGGGACGGUUAAAUUGCAAAACCAACAGAACCGAACAUGAGACGAUCAGCAGCUCCUAGUCAACUGAUGGGUAAUUCAGUCAAAAAGCCAAGGUUUAUAUCUCCAGGAAAAACCCAUAUGUUGUCUCGGAAAAAAGAAUCUGAACGCUCAGGCUCUGAGGUGGAUGAGGGACAACUGAAUGGCUCAACAUCUGCAAACAUCUGUUCUACAACUUGUGACUUAAGUUCUACACUGGCUGUGAAAUCUGAUCAAGGAGAAUUUUGCUCUAAAAAUAAUAAUAAUGACUGCCAUUUUGAAACUGGAGUGAAAUCACCAUAUAGAACUAAAAUAGGUCCAGCGUGUCCAGUGACAACAGCAACAGUGAGGCACCAGGAGGAGCCUGGCUGCCUCACAAAAUACUUCAGCGUAGUGUGGUGCAAGGCCUCCAAGAAAAAACACAAGAAGUGGGAAGGUGAUGCCAUUCUUAUUGUGAGAGGGAAGUCGGUGACCCUGAAAGAUACAGAAGGCAGAGACAUUGGAAGAGGUGCUGGAUACAAAGUCAAAGACCUGGAGAAUUUUGACCAAGGCCAGACUCUGAUGAUUGGAGGCAAAGAAAUUGAAGUGAUGGGCAUAAUUGCAGAAGAGGACUUCAAAAGCGGCAAGUGUUUUCAGUCUGGUGUGAAGACUGCCGAGGAGAUUUGGAACGUCUCGCAAGCUGCUGUAAAACCAUUCUGCAACCCUUUCAAAAAUGUAUCCAAAACUAACACUGAAGGAAAUCCUCCCAAAGGCUCCCAGAACUAUAACCCACGUCAUGAUCCAUGCGCACCAAAUUGCUUAGUUAUGCUGCGCCCAUCCCCAAAUCACCAGCGGUUGUUCAACAAGUUGGGCUUGCCUGUGGUGGAUGUUGUUGUGGACCCCCACAUUGUAAACCAUCUUCGACCGCACCAACGGGAAGGGAUCACAUUUCUUUAUGAAUGUAUGAUGGGAAUGAGAGUAAGCUGUAGAUUUGGAGCCAUUCUUGCAGAUGAAAUGGGUUUAGGAAAAACUCUGCAGUGCAUUUCAGUCCUCUGGACUCUCCUGCGUCAAGGGCCAUAUGGAUGCAAACCUGUAAUAAGACAGGCACUGAUAGUCACUCCUGGGAGUCUGGUGAAGAACUGGGGGAAAGAAUUUCAAAAAUGGCUGGGAAGUGAGAGAAUCAAGGUGUUCUUAGUGGAUCAGGAUCACAAAGUAGAAGAGUUCAUCAAUUCCCCGCUUUAUUCAGUCCUGAUCAUUAGUUAUGAGAUGUUUCUACGCUCCUUGGACCAAAUACAGAAGGCACAGUUUGGCCUUGUCAUUUGUGAUGAGGGACAUCGCUUGAAAAAUGCUGCUAUUAAGACGACGACUGCACUUGCCAGUCUGUCUUGUGAGAGGAGAAUUAUUCUGACUGGUACUCCAGUACAAAAUGAUCUGCAAGAAUUUUAUGCAUUAAUAGAGUAUGUAAAUCCGGGAAUACUUGGUCCUUUGUCUACAUACAAAAAAGUAUAUGAGGAACCUAUUCUCAGAUCCCGAGAGCCUUCAGCAACAAAGGAAGAAAUUGAACUGGGCGAGAGAAGAGCAGCAGAACUGACUCGCCUCACUGGACUCUUCAUUCUGAGAAGAACCCAAGAUGUCAUAAACAAAUUCCUCCCUCCUAAAUUGGAGAGCAUACUUUUUUGCCGCCCAACAGCACUGCAGCUCGAUCUGUAUCGAAGUCUGACGAGCUCUCCGUUUGUUAGAUCUUGCCUUCAAGGUAGUCUGGAAAACAGCUCCCAUUUAAUAUGCAUUGGAGCUCUGAAAAAGCUUUGCAACCACCCCUGCCUUCUCUUCAAAGCAACAAAGAAACACACAGAAUCCUGCAAAGAAGCGUUGUCAUUUAAACUGCUGGCAUGGAGUGGGAGCUCUGUCAAAGGAAAAGACAAAGGAUGUGAUUCCAGUUGUGAUGUACAAGAGAAACAGAACCUCCAUGAGGCUUUGCUUGAUAUUGUUUCUCAAGAACAUACCCCAACCUCUUUCUCUGAGACUGACUCAGGGAAGUUGAACGUGCUGACGCAGUUGCUGGCAGCAAUUCGAGAACUGAGCCCUGCAGAAAGAGUCGUGGUGGUAUCCAAUUACACACAGACCCUGAACAUAUUGCAAGAGGUGUGCAAACGCCAUGGAUAUUCCUAUGCAAGGCUUGACGGCAACACUCCCGUCUCCCACAGACAGCAGAUCGUUGAUGGUUUUAAUAGUAAAUUCUGCCCCUCUUUUAUCUUCCUGCUGAGUUCAAAGGCUGGUGGCGUGGGUCUGAACCUUGUUGGGGCCUCCCAUUUAAUCUUAUAUGAUAUCGAUUGGAAUCCAGCCACGGAUAUUCAGGCAAUGGCCAGAGUUUGGAGAGAUGGGCAGAGACAUACAGUGCAUAUUUACAGACUGCUUACUACAGGCACAAUAGAAGAGAAAAUCUAUCAGAGACAGAUCAGUAAGCAAGGGCUCUCUGGGGCAGUUGUCGACUUUUCCAAGGGAUCCGAACACAUCCGUUUUUCUGUUGAAGAACUUAGAGAUCUGUUCACCCUGCAUGAAGAGUCUAGCUGCCUUACCCACGAUUUGCUGGAGUGUAAAUGCACAGAAAAGGAAGGUGACCUAGGUCCCUCGGAAAACCUUUCUCUACAAGAUUGCCAGCUUGGCCAAAGCAAUGUGAAACCUGACUCAAAAAAGCCUCUCUCUAUGUCACAGUUGAUGCAAUGGAAACACUAUUCUGGGAAUCACGAAAAUCUUCCCGAUCCCUUUCUUAGAAGAAUAAAAGAAAACAUUACAUUCGUUUUCCAAAAUAUGACCAACUAAAUGAUGCCAUCUAAACAGGGACAUUAGUUUCUCCCUUAGUCACAAUGGACGUUUGUGCCUUAUCUUUUACAAGCAAAGCAAACUAAUGGAAUUGUUGGGGACUUAUAAAGAGCAUGUAAUAAGGUUUAUAUUGGGGAAAGAUUUAAGAAUAAAUUAUGGUUGGGGAAGACAUCUUGUUUACUAUUACUUUUUCUGAUUUGGUGUCAUAAAUAAAAUUAUUUUGUAAUAUUUUACUUGGAGCUAA
This is a messenger RNA of Podarcis raffonei (Aeolian wall lizard), 3271 nucleotides long. RefSeq names its product RAD54 homolog B (gene RAD54B). The record is from RefSeq and is a predicted model, not a curated record. Gene Ontology annotation, cellular component: nucleus. Gene Ontology annotation, molecular function: ATP binding; DNA translocase activity; ATP-dependent chromatin remodeler activity. NCBI's taxonomy places the organism in Eukaryota, Metazoa, Chordata, Lepidosauria, Squamata, Lacertidae. Bases 250 to 3027 code for a protein of 925 amino acids. Gene Ontology annotation, biological process: double-strand break repair via homologous recombination; reciprocal meiotic recombination. The transcript has 16 exons.